AUGUCAUUUAGGAUCUCAAAACAAGAGCAGCAUCCAAUUGACCCGAACGCCGAAGCUGAAUACGUAGCCGAAGAGUUUUACUCUGAUGAUGAAGAUGGUAAUGAAACAUUGUUAGAAUGGGUAGUACGUCACACGAUAUCAUCACCAUAUGAUUACUACUUAUCAAUUAAUGAAGAUAUUGAAUUAAUAGAUUGGGAUAGUAAGGCAAAAACAGUUGCGCGUCCUUUGGGUAGUUUUUUGACAUUCCUGUUAUUUACUAUAAGAUUUCUACAAGACAAUCUAGUAAAACCAAAUUACCAAAGGAUAAAUAAAAAUAACGAUGGAUUUGAUUUAUCAAGAUCUAAAAAAAUUCAAGAAUAUGAAUACUUUGCUAAAUAUCAAACAGCCCGCUGGGACUCAAGUAACUGGCAUACGACGUCAUUAGGGGUGCUAGAUAAGAUUUUUAAGGUGAUGGUAAUGGUACUGGUUUUUCUAAAUGUUAUGUUGACUUACAGGUUUCUGUUUAGGUACUUCCAAUCGUAUUCGUUAUUUUAUUUGAAAGAACGCCCUAAGUCGAAUAAUGUAACUAAGAAAUCUAUACAUGAUUUAGCAUACAGGUAUGUUGAGGAUGUGUCUAGAGGAUCGCUUUGGUCCAUGUUGAAAUAUGUUUUCCGGAGGGAAAAAGCUCUACCUGAUGAGCAGGAUGACGAAUAUUACUACGAACUUCGGAAAUGGUCUCCCAAUUCCUUUUUAACGUCCUUAUUUGUAUCUUUUUCUCCAAUAUCGGUCGCUUAUCUUAUAUUUUUAGACGUUUCUUUCAUUUCGGCAAUACCAGCUAUUAUAAGUGAGUAUAUAUUCUGGUUUGUCAUUAUUAAUCGCUAUGAAGAUAGGAUAUUAGAUGAAAAAGCGGUGUUUAGAGGAAUCGAAGCAGAACUUGAUGCCAAGAUUUUGAAACCUAGUACCUCAGUAAAGACCCAGGAUGCAAUUGUUGAUGCAACACCCUAUGGUGAUGGAUUUGUUAGAUUUUACCCCUCUUUCACUACGACAAGGUGUAAGGUGUUUAGCACCUACUCUUUAAAUGGUGAAAUAGUGAAAGAAAAGUACAGUACUAAAACUCGCCGCUUUGAGGAUGUGAUAAAUGGAAAUGCAAUUAAUAGAAUUCAUAAUCACGAUGAAAGAUUUAAGGGUAAUGCACACCUAUCUCACAAAUACGCUGGAGCAGUCCCAAAUAAGUAUGUGAAUUACAUAAGGCAUGAGACCGCUGUGCCUAGAUACCUUAACCGAGGCUUUAUGUCUUCUUCAUCUGCCCCUUCAACACCCUUAAUGCAACAUGGUAUUAACCAAAAUCAAGCAGAUUAUUCUAUGAUGGGUAACGUUUCUAGAGGUGAUAAUAUAUACAAUGAUGUUUCCAGGAACGACACAUUAAGAGAUUACAGAAGACAUCAUUCAACCAGUCCGCUUAAAAGGGAUGUGCUGCACCCGUCAAUGGUCCUUCCAGAUGAAGGGCAUUCCCAUUUUCUACCUAAUCCCAUAGAAUUUGAACACUUCAUGAUGCAAGACAUGAUUAAUAAUGGCCGUAGUCCGGCUGCCUCAACCUGUAGUCACAAGCCUUCGAGAAAUAAUAGCGUGAGUCCAUUUAGGUUGAGUAGAAGAGGGUCUGUUGAAAAUAGACAGCAUUGA
Eremothecium sinecaudum is the source of this 1659-nucleotide messenger RNA. It is a transcript of the gene NUR1, whose product is annotated as Nur1p. The record is from RefSeq and is a predicted model, not a curated record. Lineage: Eukaryota; Fungi; Ascomycota; Saccharomycetes; Saccharomycetales; Saccharomycetaceae. Gene Ontology annotation, biological process: maintenance of rDNA; regulation of exit from mitosis. The transcript has a single exon. Bases 1 to 1659 code for a protein of 552 amino acids.